UCCAAAACCAAGCGCCCUAAACCCUGAUAAAAGAACUCCGAAAACAUUAAAAAAAAAUCAUAGACCAGUUCUCCAAACCCUCACGCUGCCGGCUCCCCAUUUCAAAAAAAUCAACCAAAACAAAACUCAAAAAAAAGGAAAAAAAGAAAUCUCCACUCUAUUUCGAUCCAACCCCAGCUGUCCUCAAUCUCAAACGCGCUUUCGUCUUCAAGCUCCCCGCCUUCAAAUCUCCAAAAAAUUACCCAAAAAACCCAAAACAAAAUAAUGGGUUAUCUUAAUCUCCACCUCUCUCUCCUCUUCCUCUCUCUCUUCUUCAUCUCAACCCAAUCCCAGCCCCCAGAAAUCCCCCCGGUCUGCAACGGCAUCCAGUUGUCCUACUCCAUCACCGACCGCAAGCAAAUCCACCCUCUUCUCAAGGACCCCAAAGCCCAGCCCAGCUCCUUCAAAGCCACGGCCACCGUCCAAAACAACGGCCUCACCGAGCUCAAAGCUUGGUCCCUCCUUAUCCAGUUCCAGCACCAAGAGCUCAUCGUCUCCGCCGGCGGCGCUGUCCUCAACAACAACUCCCCGUUCCCCUUCAACACCUCGGACUCCGAUGGCCUCGCCUCGUUCUCGGGCUUCCCGAGCCCAGAUCUCAAAACCCCCAUAGAGACCGCUGGAGAUUUGACCCAGAUUCAGGCCCAGAUCGACCUCGUCGGGACUUUCUUCGGGUCACCUCUACCCGCUUACCCGCUGCCCAAAUCGAUAUCCCUCGACGACCCUUUAUACAUCUGCCCAUCGCCGAAGUUGGGUUUCAAUUCGAGCAGUUCGAUAACGAGUUGCUGCACUCUGGACCCGAAUCCAAAGCUCAACGACACGAAGGCCGACAACGAUACCGAUACCGACUUCUUGCCGAGGCGAAGUGGGGAUCUGAGCAUAUUCUAUGAUGUGCUUCAGGCUUAUGGGUCGAGUUAUCUUGCGCAGGUGACGAUCAGUAACGAGAGCCCAUUGGGCCGGCUUGAUAAUUGGAAGCUCUCAUGGGAGUGGAUGAGAGAUGAGUUCAUUUACUCGAUUAAAGGGGCGUAUUCGAGCUUGAUUGAUUCUUCUUCUUGCAUUUUGGGGCCUCAAGGUCAGUACUAUCAGGACUUUGAUUUCACAAAGGUGGUAACUUGCGUUAAGAAACCCGAGAUCCUCGAUCUGCCCUUGACGAGAUUCAACGACACGGACGUCGGAAAAAUCCCAUUUUGCUGCAGAAAUGGCACCAUUCUUCCGGCGAUCAUGGACCCGUCGCAGACCAAAUCGGCGUUCCAGAUGCAAGUGUUCAAGAUGCCGCCGGAUCUCAAUAGGACUAAAGUGCUCCCGCCGCAGAACUGGAAGAUCGUUGGAGGGGCACUGAACCCGAGUUAUCGGUGCGGGCAGCCGAUUCGGGUCAACCCGACUCUGUUCCCCGACCCGAGCGGGCUCGAUUCGAGCACCUUAGCCGUUGCUACAUGGCAAGUUGUCUGCAAUAUCUCAAAGCCAAAAGGGGCUAGCCCCAAAUGUUGUGUUUCAUUCUCAGGGUUCUAUAAUGACUCUGUUGUGCCUUGCAAAACUUGUGCUUGUGGAUGUCCUGCUAAAAAUUUGAGAAAAUCUUGCAAUGCUAGCGCUCCUGCGAUCCUUCAGCCUCCUCAGGCUCUUCUCGUUCCAUUCGACAAUCGAACUGAUAUGACUAAGUAUUUCGCUGCGAUGAAGCAUUACAAUGUACCAAAUCCGAUGCCUUGUGGAGAUUAUUGUGGCGUUAGCAUCAAUUGGCAUGUGAAUUCGGAUUAUAGGACAGGGUGGAGUGCGAGGGUUACAUUGUUCAAUUGGGAGGAUGUUAAUUUCGCUGAUUGGUUUAUGGCGGUUAAUAUGGGAAAAGCUUAUGAAGGGUAUGAAGCCAUGUACUCUUUCAACGGAACUAAGAUGGGUAAUAACACUAUCUUUAUGCAAGGGCUCCCGGGCUUGAAUUAUUUGGUGGGUGAGGUUGAUGGAGCUGGGCCUAAUGAUCCUAGAGUACCGGGAAAGCAGCAAUCGGUGAUAUCUUUUACUAAGAAGGAUUUGCCGGUGAUUGAUGUUGUUGGUGGAGAUGGGUUUCCUAAAAAAGUGUUUUUUAAUGGGGAGGAGUGCUCGUUGCCCGAUAAUUUUCCGGCGAGUUGGGGUUUUAGGAAUAAUGCCGGUGGGUUAUUUGGUUUGGUUCUUGUUGUGGUCGCCACUCUGAUCUUGGUGUCGGAGAUGUAGAGGAUUGAUGCUUGUUGAUGCUGAUUCUUUUGAUUCUUUGCGAUGGAUUGGAUUGAUGGGCAAGAGCUAAACUGUUUGUUUGGCAAUUUUGGUGGAGGUAGAAGCUGCUGCUUGAUUUAUGACUGGGUUGUGUGAUGAAGAGAUGAAUUGGGUAAUGUUUGUCUUGAUCCUCUGUUGUUGAUGUUGUUUCUCAUACUCAUAGAAAGUAUGUUAACUUUUUAGGAUAAUCUGUUUGCAGAUAAGCCUCGAAUUACCAGCUUCUUUCAUUUACUGUGGAUAUCAUGCGGAUGCUAAUUUUGCUUGAAAUGCUAUGAUAUAUUGCCAGAUUUAUUGCUUA
Molecule: messenger RNA, 2572 nt
Organism: Asparagus officinalis (garden asparagus)
Lineage: Eukaryota; Viridiplantae; Streptophyta; Magnoliopsida; Asparagales; Asparagaceae
Product: COBRA-like protein 7
Exons: 1
Coding region: 265-2235 (656 amino acids)
Biological process (GO): cellulose microfibril organization
Cellular component (GO): membrane
Source: RefSeq, a predicted model, not a curated record